GAGAAGGUCCUGGAGAGGGGGGUGGGGUGCAUGCGCGCGUAGGGGAGGAGAAAAUUGGGAUUUAGGGAUGUUCUUUGUCUGUCUCCCCCCCGUAUUUCUCGAAUGCGGGUAAUAAAGUGAAGCUUUUUUUCGAUAGUGGAGAGAAAAGUGACCAGACAUUUGAAGAACAUUUUUUUUAGGCAUAGCCUACAGGCAAAAUUCAAGGAAUUUAGAAACGGAGUAAGUAGGAUUCAAGAGUUGAGUGUCCCUCUCCCCCCACUCCGGAGUCACCAUGAGCUGGAGUUUCCUGACUCGUCUCUUGGAUGAGAUCUCCAACCAUUCCACCUUUGUGGGCAAGAUCUGGCUCACGCUGCUCAUCGUCUUCCGCAUUGUGUUGACGGCUGUAGGAGGCGAAUCCAUCUACUACGAUGAACAGAGCAAGUUUGUGUGCAAUACGCACCAGCCCGGUUGCGAAAAUGUGUGCUACGACGCUUUUGCGCCGCUCUCGCACAUCCGUUUCUGGGUCUUCCAGGUGAUCAUGAUCACCACCCCCACCGUCAUGUACCUGGGCUUCGCCAUGCACAAGAUUGCCCGCAUGGACGACGAGGAAUACAGGCCCCGUGGUAGGAGAAUGCCCAUGGUGAGCCUAGGGACCAACCGGAACUACGAGGAGGCGGAGGAUAAUGGUGAGGAGGAUCCCAUGAUUUCGGAGGAGAUUGAGGUGGAGAAGGAGAAGAAGAAAGAGGAGAAGCCCAACAAGAAGCAUGACGGGCGCCGGCGCAUCAAGCGCAAUGGCCUCAUGAAGGUGUACAUCUUCCAGCUGUUGUCGCGUGCUGCUUUCGAGGUCUCCUUCCUGUUCGGCCAGUAUAUCCUCUACGGCCUGAAGGUGUCUCCCUCGUACGUGUGCACACGCUCCCCCUGCCCGCACACGGUGGACUGCUUUGUGUCGCGCCCCACAGAGAAGACCAUCUUCUUGCUCAUCAUGUACGGGGUGAGUGCCCUCUGUCUGCUCUUCACCUUGCUGGAGAUCCUCCACCUGGGCUAUAGCGGCAUCCGGGACUGUCUCUGCCGCCCUCGUCCUCGCCCCCCAAUUCCCCACCAACUGGCUAGCCAGCGUCCAACACUAUGUGGCCACCGGGUGCCCACAGCUCCUCCAGGCUACAACACAGCUCUGAAGAAGGACCCCAAGGGCAUGCGGUUGGACUACAACCUGGGCGACUCGGGCCGUGAGUCGUUUGGGGACGAGACUUCACAGCGGGAGCUGGAGAGGCUGAGGAGGCACCUGAAGCUGGCCCAGCAGCACCUGGACCUGGCCCACCUGAACGAGGACACCAGCAGUCCGUCGCGGAGCAGCAGCCCAGAGUCCAACGGGACGGCCGUGGAGCAGAACCGCCUCAACUUUGCCCAGGAGAAGCAGAGCAGCACCUGCGAGAAAGGUUUGCGAGCCUAACUUCUUCAUUUGCCCACCUGGCCCUCUUAUGAUAUAUUCUCACAUCUGGGACAGUGAGGGUAUGAGGGAGCAUUGUGUGGGAACAGUUGUUGUGUAUAUGUGACUCGAGGAGGAUUAAUUGGUCUGCCUUUCAGUAUUUAGGCCAGUGAACGCUCAACUGAAACAUGCCAAACUCAACYAGUAGGCUCUUCCUACCCAGCUACACUUGACCAUGUCUGAAGAUCCAAAGUGACCCAACUGUUUUCAGAACAUGUCUAUUAGUCUCUCAGGGCAGCUGUGCUGUUUUGUUGAACUUCCUUUAGUAGUUUGUAGUUAUUCCUCUUUGCUGGAGUUUAGAGGGGUCCAUCUCAAGUUGGCCUUGAACCUUAAACUGGAGUUUACAUUUCAGCCAUUCCAAGAGGGUAAGGUCAAGCAAAGUGUGUCACAAAACCAUGUCAAAUGAGUUUUUUUGGUGAGGAAUACGGAACCACAGUGAGUCAGUGUUUGAACUGGUAUGGUAAUAGACAAGGCUCUCUGCUGUUGAGCAUAAGAAAAGGUACUAAGUGGCCAAUUCAGAGGGUGUUGGUGAUAUUAUGGAGUGAAUAACUGUCUUCCAUGUGCAACAGCUUACAAUUAGUGAAUGGUUAAAACUGUGUGUCAACCACCAGUCAUAACUGUUAUAUUUGAGUUGUAGCACACCAACAGCAAUACGUAGUUUGCAGAAAUAACCUACUUUGAUCAUGAAACCCCCCCCAAAUCUGAUGCCAAGUCUGGGAACUGGAAGCCUUUUUUGGCACCUUUGUCCAAAGGAUCAAAAACCUGGGUAAUGCUUGAAUUCAUGUACAUUAUCUUGUAUGUUUAUGUAACACAUGCUUUUGAUACUGUUCUUUCAUUUAGUUUUAUAUGGUAAAUGUUUGGAUGAUGUUGACACUUGGAAGUGCAAAAUGAAGCCUUUAAGGCAGUGGUAUUCAAAGUUGUGGUCAUGCCCAAAUAGUUUUGUACACAUUUUUGUAUGGGACAAACAUUUUGAGAAAGAUGAUUAGGGGGAAAAAAUUGUGUUCAGUAAAUGUAUCUAUUGGUUUCUUCAUUUUGAUYACCUUCAAUUCAUCACACUUUCAUCUCUUAUUUGUUGAUGUAAAGAUUGGAAUUCACCCCCAAAAAAUCAUUUACGGUUGUCAUUAGAUUCGGUCGGGGUGGGGUUGCAAUACAUUUUUGCGAGGGUGGGGAAAUGGGCUCCCGCUAAACAUUUUUGAAUACCACUGUGACCAACUAGUAACAAGUAUGAAGUUCCCUGCUUGGUGGGGGGGGGGUUAACCCCCAACUCUGGGUUAUUUUUUAUACAUUGUGUGUUUUCCCUGAAUAUUUGUGGCUUUGUUACUUCUCUACACAUUUCAAAAUCUAUGCUCGGUUCAGUGUUCAUUGAGGCAGUGAGUAUGUUUACAUGCACACUAAUAAUUAGAUGUUAAACUUAUGGCAAUAGGCUGAGUAUGGCAAUAGUCAUGUAAACACUACUCUGCUCAUCUUGAAUCGGCCUAAUGUUAAAAUCGAAGUAAGCAUACGCUGAUUAAAAUACCUGGUUUUCUGAAAUCUGUAGAAUUAUUAAGAUGGCUGAUUCGGCGUUCCAGCUGUGUAUUUGAUCUGCCAUGUGCCAGCACCAGUAGUGCAAGCCUCCCUCUUAUCUGCAAGUGAGUUUGGGAAAACUGAAAGGAUGCAUCUUAGAAAUGGUUCACAUACAAACUUUAUAUGUCCCAACUCAGAAUCAAAUAGGUGUCAGAAAAAUAACAUGGUCCGAUGUUUAUUUUGAUGAUUUUCUGCAUUUAUUGAAGUCCCAUUAGGUAGCCUGAUAACAUACGUGAAAAAAGAUUAUUAGGGAAAUUGUUCUUGCAAGGCUUUUAAACAAACUAUUAUAUAUUAAUCUGGCUAUGCACGAACCGUAUUGUGUGCAUGUUACCGUACUCUGAUGCAAAUCAAAUUCAAAAGCCAUAAACUGUUAAGAAUGCCUCCCCCAUGCUCCAGUCUGUUUUAUCUUCUAACAGUUAAAACAACCCAAUGCCUUGACCAUGAUCUAUAAUGCAAAUGUUCAUGUUAUCUUUUGAAGGUUAAAAUGACCCGAUGCCUUGAAUGUGAUCUGAUGCUGUCAGAGCACUCUAACAGCAGUGCCAUUAAGUGUAAACUCAUCUCAAACWAUUUUUUGAUACUUGCUUUAGUACUUUUUUUAUUUCUUAAACUUUUUCAAAUAAAUUCAUGUCUACCUUGAG
Messenger RNA from Salvelinus sp. IW2-2015, 3666 nucleotides. It is a transcript of the gene gjc4b, whose product is annotated as gap junction protein gamma 4b. Gene Ontology annotation, cellular component: connexin complex. Gene Ontology annotation, molecular function: gap junction channel activity. Gene Ontology annotation, biological process: cell-cell signaling. Lineage: Eukaryota; Metazoa; Chordata; Actinopteri; Salmoniformes; Salmonidae. The record is from RefSeq and is a predicted model, not a curated record.